GUGAAAGUAGAAGUCUCUGCUGUAAAUUCUCUGCAGUACUUCAGAGUGACAGAUCUGAGGGACAGAAGGGAGAGAGAGGGGCUUUUUCUCACACUGCAAAUAAGUGCAUGAGUACUGAUACUGAAAUAGCCAUGUCGGAGGAACAUCUAACAGCGGAAAAACCUGAAGAAGGUCCAGGGGAUCAAAAUAUAGAUGAUACACAUGAAGCACCAUCAAGAAAUGUCCUUGAGGAAAUGCUGACGGAUUUGAGACUUGAUCCAAAUUAUUGGCUCCCAAUACUAGAAAAAAAGCUAGGUGUAAAAGAUGAAAAGAUGCUUCGGUUUCUAGGAAAUGAGGAUUACCUGAAAAUAGAGGAUAAAACAAGAUAUCCCUGGGAAAAACAAGCUCUUAAAAACCUACUUAAAAUAGAAGCUGCAGCACUGAAACGAGACCAGGAAGAGAGAGUCCAAUUAAUGAUUAAGAACAAAGAGAAUGCAACAAAUCUACUGGCAGAACUAAGAAAAAUGCAGUCGGAAGGCAAGAGUCGUCUAGAUAAGGCAGUACAGGAAAAGGAGGAGAAAUUGCGUAAAGCCAUGGAUGUACCAAAGGAAUGCUGGCCAUCAUCCAAUGAAUCAUUGCAAGGAAUGAUUGCAACAUUACAAAAGGAUGUGGAAAGUAGGGACGAGGUGCUAUCUAAAAUUACAAACAUGCCCAGUAAGGAACUUUUACUAAAUGCCUCUGGAGGACUUGCGCUGGAAGGAAUUUAUGUCACACAGAACCAAGAAGAAGCUCUUGAGAAAAGAGAGCAGCUUAUUAAUGUUCCAGAUGACUUGCAAUUUACUGCUCCAGUUCAGGGACCUGUGUUUAAGCAGGAGGAAUUUUUUUCUUCAGUCUCAGAAUCAACCUUUCACAAAUCCAUGGAGAAACUUGGCUUCAGUUUAACCUGUUCAGCUAAAGGAGGAUUUAAGGGUUUUAAUGCUGAAGCUAGCAUAAGUCAUAGCAACUCAACAGAGACUAAACAAAAACGGACCACUCACACUGAUCAUUUUUACAUCUGCACUACAAAAUACAACUAUAUUCCUCUUGCCUGUUGCUACAUUCCUAAAGAUCAGCUGAGUCUUUCCAAAGCAUCUCUCCAGGAGCUAAAGUCAAUUGAGAAACUGGUGGAAUAUAGCACCCCAGCAGGGAAUGAUUUGAUAGUAAACCGGUAUGGGGAUUUUUUCAAGAGGUUUGGCUCCCAUGCAAAUCAAGGUCCACUUCACUUUGGGGGCAUAUACUGGUGGAAAGCUACAUCAGAGGGAUUUCUGAAAGAAAAUAUGGAGGAGAUGAAAAGGGAGGCAUCAAAUGCUCUUAACACAUAUGUAGGAUUUAGUUAUUCUGGUGUUUUCCAUGUUGCAGCUGGAGUUGAUGUUGAAAAAACAAAUACUGAAAAAACAGUUCAUGAAACAAGAAAAAAGCAGAAUGAGAAAAAUAUUCAGUUGUACGUGACAAAAACUGGUGGACCACUAGCCGUGGAUUCUAUUGGAGCUUGGAAAGCAGGACUAGUAGCCAGCAAUGAAACAUGGAGUGUGGUUGAUAGAGGAUUUAGUCUUGUGCCUGUGUGGGAAAUAAUUCUGUCUAGGCACAGGGAAGAUUUUAAAGAUGCUUAUAAAAUGAGUAAUGAUCUUAGAAAUGCAUAUAAAGUCCUGACCAACCAAUAUCACAACUUGUUGUUUGGUGAAAAUGUGGCUAGUGCCCUAGAUGAAGCCCAGGCAUUUCUGACUAAAAUGGAUUCCUGGAAAUUUACAAAUCCAGAGCAAAGUCUCAUAAAGAUCAGUGAUAUUAGGCAAAAACUAAAUGACUUAUCAGGAAACUAUAAUAUUUGGAUCAAUGUUUGCCUUCCUAACACAAAGCUGCAAAGCUUCUUAACACAAAUUGUAGCGUAUUAUGAGAAUAAUCCCAAAACAAACAUGUCUUUUAUAAAGUCACUGAUGAAAUGUCUUCUGGAGCAUUAUGAUGACUCUUGUGACAAUAUCAAUGCAUAUUCAUCUAUAAUUAACUGGUUAUACCACGCUAAUGAAGAGCAAAAGCCUAUUGAGAUAAAUGAUGUUACCAUGUUGGUUAAAGUGUUGGCCCAAGUUGAACAGAGUGUUUAUGACAAAAGCUUGUACUCAUCUGAUGAAGAAAUGCAUGAAGUGAGGGUAAAAAUCAAUGCAAAUGUCAACAUAUUUGUUAAUUCAUGUUUAAAGAAUCUGAUAAAACAGGAUCAAAUAGAUCUGAAACUCCUUAUACUUUCAGUUGUAAGAACAGUAGGUUAUUCAAUAAAAAAACAAUACUUUCAGUAUCUCCUAGGAUCACAAGAGAUAAAGUUCAUUGUGAAGCAAAUUCAGAACAUUUACCAAGAGUACCUAAAUCUCAGCGAUUAUCAAGAUUACAGAAAACAAGCAUUUAUAUUAUUAACGGGUGUGACAGCAGGAGACAAUGUUACACAAGAGUCCGUAGAGGGAAAAAAAGAGUUUAUCCACUUAAUGGAAGAUUUAAUGAGAUCUUCUCUUACAAGGGAAAUUCUAAAUGUUUUAUCACAUUUUAGUGAAUAUAACGACUUGCAUUCUCUAAAGAAGGAUCUGAAUAAUUUGAUUUCUGGUAAUUAUGAAGCCACAAUCAAGACAGACCCAGGAUGCCUGGCAAAAGUAAUAAAAAAUGUUUGUGAAACACAAAAACAAGAGAAUCUAUCAACCUCUGAAUCUCAGAACCUACAGCAAGUCGCUAAUAAAACUCAAGCAACAAUUCAUAACCAAAUAGUUUACAAUCUGAUAAAGAGUUUAGGGCUUGAAAAUUACUUUCCAGGAAAAAUGAAUAAAAGGAACUUCCAAAUUGGCCUCAAUAGUUCACAGAAUGAACCUAGAUCAGAAAAUGAACUCCCCUUGUAUUUUUGGCAAAUGUUAACAUCUUUAGACUAUCGAUUAAGGUAUUUAACUUGCAAUGAAGAAAGCAAACCAAGUCCUUAUGUAAAUGUACCUACUCCAAUUAGUAAAGUUAAUCAAACCAUUAAAUCAGUAGAUGACUUUCUUAAUUUUGCAUCUAAAAAUAACUUGAAUGAGGCCCAAAAACAGAAGGAACAUAUUCAUCCUAUGGAUGUACUAAUGGCUGUUUUUCAUUGUGCUGAUGACUUUAUGAGACAAUACAUUUAUACAAAGCUUUCCAUCUGUCAGUUUGCACUACCUUUCCUUGUUCCUAGGCCAUAUGAUUCAAAAUUAGAGCUUCCCCUCUGGUCCUUCAGACAGGUCCAAAGAUAUAUGUCAUAUAGUGGUAUAAAUGGAUCAGUAAAAUAUCGAGAGAAACUGGUUUGCGAGGCAGAAGUUCCCAUAGUCUGCUUCACAAGGUUUGGAUCAUCAUGCUUCUCCAAAUCACAGAUAUUAAACAACUUGUUGAGCAAACAAAAACAUGAUAUUUUUUAUCAUAGAAAUUGUAGGGGAAGCACCAAGAGCAGCCUUUUAAUGGAAGGGUUAGUGGAAAUAUUUUGGUUUUGCCCAGGAGGGAAAGAUGAUGACCAGUUUGAUAAGUGCAUCGCUUUUGCCAAUCUUCAUGGAGAUGCAAGGGAACAUAAAAAGCAAGCUGACUUUCUGCAGGAAAUAGCUUCAGUUAAUAUGGUCAUUUUCUCUAACUCAGACAAGAAUGAAGAAGGCACCAGUAUGUUAAUGGACAUGUUAAAAUCUGACAAACCUUUAAUAUGUCUAUGCCCUGACAGAGAGGAUAAUGCAGAUGAAGCAUGUAAUUUCAUAAUUGGGCUCAAGAAUCAAAAUGAAACAAAAGUCUUAGAAAACUUGAUUACAACACUGAAGGGUGUGUUGUUCCUUCAUCCUCAGAGCUGCAAGAGCCUUGAAAUGUGGGCUAAGGAUGCUCAAAAAUAUGGUUUUGUAGUAGAUGAGGAUAAGCAAGAAUGUAGAGAGGGAAAGAGUCAUGCUGAAACUUUGAUGAGCAUUUUAAAAGAAAAUAAUUUACUUAAGGCCAAAGAUGAUCUGCUGCCUCUUUCAGGACAUUUAUGGCACCAGUGGUGCUGUAAAGACAAAGAGCUCACAUGUCUAAAAUAUAAGAAAAAUAAAAGCAUUGAGCAGCAUUUCAGUGACAUUGAAUCCGAAAAGAAGGUCAUAAGGAGUAAUCAAUUACAAAUGGCAACCAAAAAUACUUUCAUGAUUUCAUUCAUUGCAACUUUGAAAUCUCUUCCAAAGACAACACAACUCUUCUUCUUACAAUGGUUCAAAAUAUUUAUUGAUGACUUGUCCUGUGACCGAAUUCUGGAACUUCGUGCUCAGUACAAUCAGCUGUGGUCACAAAUUCAAACAGAUCAACCUGAUAAUAGCAGCAUUGCUAAGAUGGAAACUCUGUCCACUGAGAUGAAUGCCUGUAUGUUUGGUCUUGAGCAUGUUUUACGGGAAGUUGGACAAACAUAUGAAGCUUUAGAUGCUCUGCAACAAAAAGAUGAAAGCUUCUAUGAACUGCCAAAGAUUGCUGCUGAAAUGAUGGCUUCAGGGAACCCUCUAGAGCUUAUGGAUGGAGAUGCAUCUUAUGUUCCUUUAAAAUGGGUUGGAGCUGUGCUUGAGGAAUUAGUAAAGAUUUUAGGUGAUAAGAGGAUAUUUGUGCUUUCUGUUCUUGGUGUGCAGAGCUCAGGAAAAUCGACACUGCUCAACACAAUGUUUGGCCUUCAGUUUGCAGUCAGUGCUGGUAGAUGUACUCGAGGAGCUUUUAUGCAACUUGUUGAAAUUGAAAAUGAACUAAAGAAAGAUUUGAAUUUUGAUUACAUACUUGUUAUUGACACUGAAGGACUGCGGGCUAUGGAACUAGUCAACGAGUCAACUCUUAAUCAUGAUAACGAACUAGCAACUUUUGUUAUUGGUUUGGGUAAUAUGACUUUAAUCAAUGUGUUUGGAGAAAACCCUUCAGAGAUAAAAGACAUUCUACAAAUCUCUGUCCAAGCAUUUUUAAGAAUGAAGCAAGUAAAACUUACCCCAAGUUGUCUGUUUGUGCAUCAAAAUGUAGGAGAAGUGACAGCACAAGAUAAAAAUAUAGAAGGGCGCAGAAAUCUUCAAACAGAACUGAAUAGGAUGACGGCCUUGGCAGGUGAACAAGAACACUGCAAUGUGAAGGUUUUCAGUGAUGUGAUUAGAUUUGAUGUAAAGAACCAUAUUCAUUAUUUUGCUCACUUAUGGGAGGGUAAUCCCCCGAUGGCACCUCCUAAUCCAACAUACAGUAAGAAUGUCCAAGAAGUCAGAAACCUUAUUCUGCAGGCAGGAGGUCGAGGGUCUCAACCCAAUGUUCUAAAGAUCUCUGAACUUAAAAAUCGAAUUGAAGACCUUUGGAAAGCCUUGAGGAAUGAAAACUUUGUUUUCAGUUUUAAAAACUCUCAAGAAAUUUCAGUUUACAGCAAACUAGAAAAGCAGUACAGUUCGUGGACAUGGCAGUUGAGACGACAUAUUCUUGAAACCCAAGCCAAACUGAUGAAUAGGAUUAAGAAAGGAGAUAUUGACACUAUUAAAUAUAUAGAUGUAGAGAAUUGUGUUUCAGAAAAAUGUAAUAGCAUCCUAGAGGAAUUGGAGACAUUUUUCAAUGAUAAUAAAGACAAGGAUAUCCUGAUUCAGUGGAAAGGAAAUGUUGAAAAAAAGCUGAAGAAUCUUUAUGGUGACCUUGUGGAGGAAACUAGAAGACAAGCAGAGGAGCUCAUUAGAUUAAAAAAGAGUCACAAUAAAAUAAAACUGAAAGAAAAUGACUAUGAAGCAGAGUUGCUGGACAGGAGCAAGAAGUUGGCUCUAGAUAUACAAUGUAAGGCCUUAGAGGAAGAUGAGCUUAGAGUUGAGUUUGAUAACUUGUGGAGUCAGUGGAUAACUGAAAUAAGCUUAUCAUCACCACGUGUAGAACAAGCUGAUAUAAUCAGAGAUGCAGAAGAUAUUUUGUUUCAAUAUUUUAACAUGGAACCCUGCAUUAAUGAAAAACUAAAAAACACAUCCAAAUGGAAUAUUUUUCAUGUUGAUAUUUCCAAGCAUGUUUCAUUAAAGCAAACACUACAUAAAUUUAAAUCAUGCUUUACAUCAGUGUUGGAUAACCAUGACAUCAUGUUUAUCCAACAAGUUAAAACCAAUUUGGAAAGGAAAAUAUAUGAAUAUCUAUCCAUUAAAGAGUGUGACAAACUAGAUUACAAUUCUGGCUACUUUCAUGAAAUAAUAAAUAAAAUACAAGAAAAUGUCAACUCUGCAUCAAAAGCUGACAAAAAAAUUACUUUCACAAAUUCCUUUCUAAUGGAAUUGUCAUUUUUCUUUUUUGAUAUGGCAAUACCAACAUUUCAAGAAAUUCAACAGGCUUUUCACAAAGCAAAUGACCCUGUGGUUGUUCUUGAAUGCAAACGGGAUGAGUUUUUCAGUUCUUUCAAAAUUUCCUGUCAAGGAGCAACAUCUAUUACAACAUUUGCAGAAGUCCUGUGUACCAAGCUACUGGAAGCCAUUCGUCCUGCGGCUUAUGCACGAACAGCGCUUGCAGUAGUGGAUGAGAUGAGUUGUAAUUACCCAGCCUUUAAUGGCAAUCGAUCCAAAUUAGAAAAUUACAUUUUAAUAUAUCUUGCCGAAGAGGAAGACUUUGAAAAAUACCGAGAGUACCUAUACUUCCCUGAAGUAUUUUUUGAAAACUUCAUCAAGAAAUGUGUUGAUGGCUACUGCCUGGACAAAUCUUCUAGACUAAAGCAUUUCCUGAAUAUCAGCCUUGAUUUUUUCCAAAAACGGGUGCUUGAAGUUAUAAGUGAAGCUACUCAAGUGGUCAAAGAUAAAAAUGGUGUUGUGUCAACCUGGCUGGAUGAGUUCUAUAAACGAAUUGAAGAUGAUGUAACCUUUUCUCGAGCAGACCUUAGAAGUAUUGAGCAUCAGGAGAUUCAAGACAUAGAGUUCCUCAAAGAAGCUAUGGGUGUGGCUUGGGGCACUGCAAUGGAGAUGUUAAAAAAGGAAUUGGAAGGGACAAAUUUUGAUGGGUUUGAGACCAAGCCCUACAAAAUACUUGCCAAACAGCUGUGUGGCUGCUGGGAACAGUGUCCAUUCUGCAAAGCUAUUUGCACUAACACAGUUUCUGGACAUGAUGGGGAUCACAGUGUUCCAUUUCAUCGAUCUCAGGCAAUAAGUGGAAUUCCAUGGAUUGACUCCAGUGAAUUUGUAACUGAAAUAUGCUCCACCCUUGUCAUGUCUGAUUCAUGCCUGGUUGUAAGUGACACUUUGCAAAUUCCAUAUAAACAUUACAGGAAAUUAGGACCAAAUUAUGCAAACUGGAGCAUCACUCCAGACUCUUCAGCUUCGCCCUACUGGAAGUGGUUUGUUUGCCAUUUCCGAGCCAAUUUAGAAAGAGAUUAUGGCUGCAAGUUUGAAGGGAGGGGAGCAAUCCCAGCACAGUGGGAAGAGAUCACUAAAGAGGCAGUGAUUACUCAACUUAAAGAACAACUGUAAAAUUUUGCAUCAGAAAGAAUUUGGUGACCCUGCUGAAAAAAAAUAUUUAGAACAGGCAAAACGCUAAGGGCUAAAUUACAAGUGGAGCACAGUGUGUGUAUCAUGCAGUAAAACUAAAGCAUAAUCUGGUAUUACAAGUAGAAGGUUACAAAUAUUAACAAAAGCACCUAAACACGGGCUAAACUUUUUUAUUGCAUUUUAUACUUUUAAUUGAUAAGUCAGAUGCACUUUUAGCGCUCUCAUUGCGCUGGUAUUACAAGUAGUGAAUUAAAUGUUGGGCUCAAGCACAAAUCCAAAAUACUGAUUUAAAAUUUAGCUCUCUUGAGACCUGAAGUAAACUAUUGUCACUUGUGAGUUUGCCUAAUAAAACAUCUGAAGAUGCUAUGGAAAUAAAGAAUUAAAGGUAUAGAGGCCUAUCUAUCAAGCCAUCAACUGUGCUGCAUUCAACGGCACCAAUACGCUCGCCUAACAUCGCGGCCGCGGACCUGAAUACGCUCUCCAUAUUUAUAAAAAAAAGCUGUCAAAAAGCCGCGCACCAAGUAUGGGGCGAUGAGCAGCGGACUGUUGUUAACUAACAGUCAUCGAUCUCGCUGCUAUUCAGCUUUUUCCCAAAUUUAUUUAUACCCUGUCACUAAACACCGCCACUAUACUAAAAUGUUUAACCCCUAUCCCGCUGCUCCCCGACCCCGCCGCAACUCUAAUAAAUGUAUUAACCCCUAUCCCGCCGCUCCCGGAGCCUUCCGCAACUCUAAUAAAUGUAUUAACCCCUAUCCCCUCCGCUCCUGGACCCCACUGCAACUAAAUAAAUGUAUUAACCCCUAAACCCCUGGCCUCCCACAUCACUACUGCUUACUAAACCUAUUAACCCCUAAACCGCCAGCCCCCCAUAUCGCCACAAACUAAAUUAAGCUAUUAACCCCUAAACCUAACAACCCGCUAACUUUACAUUAAAUAUUAACUCAUCCCUAUCUUAUAAUAAAUUUAAACUUACCUUUAGAAUUAAAACAAACUAUAUUAAACUAGUAAUUAACCUACCCUAACUAUUAUACUACAAUUACAUUAAACUAUAUUAAACUACUAAUUAACCUACCCUAACUAUUAUACUACAAUUACAUUAAACUAUAUUAAACUAUUAAUUAACCUACCAUAACUAUUAUACUACAAUUACAUUAAACUAUAUUAAACUAUUAAUUAACCUACCCUAACUAUUAUACUACAAUUACAUUAAACUAUAUUAAACUACUAAUUAACCUACCCUAACUAUUAUACUACAAUUACAUUAAACUAUAUUAAACUAUUAAUUAACCUACCCUAACUAUUAUACUACAAUUACAUUAAACUAUAUUAAACUAAUAAUUAACCUACCCUAACUAUUAUACUACAAUUACAUUAAACUAUAUUAAACUAUUAAUUAACCUACCCUAACUAUUAUACUAAAAUUACAUUAAACUAACAAUUAAAUUAACUAUAUUACAUAUUUAAAAACCUAACCCUACUCAAGUUAUUUAAAUCUACUAUAAAGAAUUACAAAAAAUACAAAACACUAAGUUACACAAAAUAAAAAAGAAAUGAUCAAAUAUUUAAACUAAUUACACCUAAUCUUUCAAAAUAAAAAAAGCCUCCCCAAAAUAAAAAAACCCUAGCCUACAAUAAACUACCAAUGGCCCUUAAAAGGGUCUUUUGCGGGGCAUUGCCCCAAAGAAAUCAGCUCUUUUAUAGACAUCCAUGAUAGCAGCCGCUCCGGUCCCAUGCUGGCUAGAAACGCCACCGGAAGUUCAGGGGAAGAGAAUAAGUGUGAAGCCUUAGGGGGUGCAUGCCAAAACUGCGGCCGGUUCCGCCACAGGAAAAGCAGCAAAAAGAAAAAAGGAAUCAGCUACACUUGCGGUUUGUAAGUGUAAAAAAUUUAAAUUUUAUUAGUAUUCCUUAAAAACAAGGUACAUACAGGCUUAGCAGGAUGAACAUCCUAACAUGUUCCGUGCCUAGCUCGGCACUUAAUCAUAGGACUGGAGUUCAUUGUAUUGCCCCUUUCUUUUAAAGGGACAAUACCCAAUAGCAAACUGAGUACAAUUUAAAAGAACAGUACACCAAAUUUGUGCAAUACAUAAAGGGGGAAGAAGAAAGACAAGGAACAGGACAUAUAAAACUACGCUUAAAAGUGCUUAAAUCAAUACAUUACAAGCAAAGAGAAUACUCAAUAGAUGACUUAGUAUCUACAAUGAACAAAAUGAACAAAAUAAAUAAAUGGAAUAAUAAAUCAAUUAAUAUGUAUUUAAAUAUAUAUUUAAAUAAAUCAAUAAAUAAAUGAACAUUUAAUAUGGGGUGAUGCAAAUAAUACUUAAAAUAUAUAUAUAUAUGUGUUUUGUAACUCUUGUACCUGUCCACAGUCAACUUGAUUUGCUAAGAGUCAACAGCAAUUAUAAGGUUGUAGUUACCCUAAAUUAAAAUCCAAUAAUCACAGGGUGUAUACUGAAUGCAUAUGUUUAUUAAAGGAAUAAGACCCUGCCAUAUUUUCAGAACUGUAUACAUAUAAAAUCCCUGACAAAAAACGAGUGAAUAUAAACUCCAUCAAAUUUGAAUUAUUUGGAUAUUGAAAAUGUUUUUGCUUACUUAAAGGGACACUGUACCCAAAGUUUUUCUUUCGUGAUUCAGAUUGAGCAUGAAAUUUUAAGCAACUUUCUAAUUUACUCCUAUUAUCAAAUUUUCUUCAUUCUCUUGGUAUCUUUAUUUGAAAUGCAAGAAUGUAAGUUUAGCUGCCGGCCCAUUUUUGGUGAACAACCUGAGUUGUCCUUGCUGAUUGGUGGAUAAAUUCAUCCACCAAUAAAAAAGUGCUGUCCAGAGUACUGAAACCAAAAAAAAGCUUAGAAGCCUUCUUUUUCAAAUAAUGAUAGCAAGAGAACGAAGAAAAAUUGAUAAUAGGAGUAAAUUAGAAAGUUGCUUAAAAUUGCAUGCUCUUUCUGAAUUACAAAAGAAAAAAUUUGGGUACAGUGUCCCUUUAAUUGUGUAUCGCAAUCUUUAAUCUGAAAAAUAUGUGUACUUGAAAGGAGAACCCCCCCCCCCCCCGACCAUUGGGUACCUUACUUGUAAUAUAUAAUACCUAUUAAACUUUUAACUACUCGACAAAUUGUCCUCAGGUAAAUGAAAUGUAUUGAUGCCAGAUAACGAAUAUUGCAGGUGUCCAGUGCUGGAAUAAACUGAAUGGGAAGGAACUCUAUUUGAAAUAAUAUGACAUAUCAGACUCCCUAUUUAGACCUAGGGGAGUAAUGGUUUUAAGUUUGUGUAUCCAAUACAACUCACGUUUCUGCAACAAUUUACAUUUGUUUCCACCUCUGAUGGGAGAAUCAACCUUAUCUAUAACUUUGACUGUAAUGAAUGCCUUAUGGGUGAAAUGUACUAGAUUAAAAUGUCUUGCUACAGCUGAGUCUUUGUUGUAGUUCUUGGUGUCGUUGAUUUGCUCCCUAACCCUAGAUCUAAGUUCCCUUGUCGUUUGUCCGACAUAUUGAAGGGAACAAAUGUUACAUUCUAAUAGGUAAACAAUAAAUUCAGUUCUACAGUUGGCAUAAAAAUUAACCAUAAAGUUUUCCUGGGUGACAAAACUUGAAAAGCGAUUACUCUGGCUAAUUACUCCACAGGUAAUACAAGACCUUGCCCCACAUCUGUAGGUACCCUUUUUCCGCAACCAAUCUCCAAAUUCAACUUUUUUGUUGUUAAUCAUACUAGGAGCCAACUUUGUUGCUAAAGUGGGUGGUUUCUUAGAAACAAACCUACAGGACCGAGAGACAUCACACAAGAGUUCAUCUCCUUUCAAAAUGUGGAGAUUUCUCUUCAAAAUUUUACAGAUGUCAUAAAACUGUUUGGAGUAUUCUGUGGAAAACACCACAGAAUCUUUAUUGAAAUCGCUCUUAUCUCUUUUAUUAUGAAUAACCUCUGAUUGUUUUUUUGUUUUUAUACUGUCAAAUGAGUUCUGAAGCUCCUUGUCAGAGUAUCCUCUCAUUUUAAGUCUAUUUGUGAGUUCAAUUGACUGAGUAUGAAAAUUGUGAUCAGAAUUAGUAUUCCUCCUCAUGCGGAUAUAUUGCGCUCUAGGGAAUGAACGAAUAAGAUGUGAUGGAUGGCAGGAUUUAGCGUGUAAUAUGGUAUUACCCGCUGUGGGCUUACGAAAGUGUCAGUAAAUAUAAUGCCUGUUUCAAUAUCGCCAGUUAGUGUAAGAUCCAAAAAACAAGCUGUAUGCGAGUGUAUUUCGCCAGUAAAUUUGAGGUUCAACUCAUUAUUAUUGAGAUAAUCUAAAAAAUUAUGAAUAUCAAGUGGGUCCUGCACUAUGAAAAUUAAAUCAUCUAUGAAUCUCAUAUAUUUGAUGAUUGAGUCUGCAAAGGGAUUUGAUGUGGUGUAUAAGUACAUGUUCUCCCACCAAGCAACACAUAAAUUGGUGAACGAGGGGGCAAACUUCGCCCCCAUCGCCGUGCCACAUACCUGCAAAAAAUAUUCGCCAUCAAACAUAAAGAAAUUAUGUUUGAGUAAAAACUCAACUAUUUCACAAAAAUAAAUGAUAAAUUCAAUUGAAUAUUGGGUAGUAGAGCUUAGAAAGUAUUGUAAUGCCUUAAUGCCCAAAGCAUGUGGAAUGCUUGAAUAUAGUGCUGUAGCAUCAGUUACCACCCAUCUGUAAUCUUUGUACCACUUAGUAUCUUGUAAAUAGUUGAUAAGGUGCGUAGAAUCCCUCAAAUAACUAUUGAGAUUUUGGACAAGGGGUUGUAAAACUGAGUCCACCCAUUCAGAAAAUGGCUCAAACAUGGAGCCUAUCCCCGAAAUGAUGGGUCUACCCGGGGGAAAAUUCAUGUCCUUAUGGGUCUUUGGUACAUGAUGGAAUAUUGGUAUGAUUGGGUGUGUGGGAAUCAAGGAUUUAGCCUGAUCUUCAGAAAAGAUGUUUAAAGCAACACUGUGUUCAAUUAAAUGUGAAAGCUUAAGUUUAAAUGUUUCAGUGGGGUUCCUUUCUAGCUUCCUAUAAGUCUUGUUAUCUGCCAGCUGACGCUUGGCUUCAUUAAUGUAGUAGUCCUUAUCCAGGACCACUACAUUGCCUCCCUUAUCGGAAGCCCUUAUGACUAUAUUGUCAUUUGAUUGUAACCUUUGAAGGGCUAGUCUCUCUGCUUUAGUGAGAUUUGAGUGUACUGUGUGUCCCUUAACAGCAGUUUCUAAUUCCAACAAUUCUUUUUGUACCUUCCUGUGGAAAAGGUUUAUUGCAUGCCCCCUAGUAUUGGUGGGAUAAAAUUCAGAUGGCUUCCUACUUGGCGAUGGGAUUUCACAAUCUUUAGGACCAUACACGUCCUCAUUCUGUCUAAGUUGGUUUAGUGUUACUAAAUCGCCAAAUUUGAAGUCAGCUUGUCUAUUAAUCUCAUUAUUGGUGGCACACCCCUCAAUAUCAACAGUUGUGUCAGUAAUACAAUCAUCAGAGUCAACAUAAUCGACAGUGUUACUUAGGCCUUUCUCCUGUAACAUAAAAAACCUUUUUAAAGUGAUUUUUCUGAAGAAUUUAUUGACAUCAAUCAUAGUCCUAAAGGCAGAAAAUGUAUUGGUUGGAGCAAAGCCCAGUCCUUUGCUGAGAAGUGUUCUUUCUUCAUCUGUGAGCUUGUGUUUUGAUAAAUUUAAGACUGAGAGUCCUUCUGAUUUAGCUUCUGUUUCCUUGCCGACUUUUUUGUGUCUUCUACCGCCCCUCCUUGUGCAUUUCCUAAAGGGACGGCAGGCACAGCUGUAUCUUUGGGACGCACCAUCAAUUGUACUUCUUCAUCUGUAUCACUGUCACUUAAUACCUGUAACGACAAAAGGGGACAGGAAGAAUGGGGAACAGAAGUAGAAAAGGAAGAAAUUGAAGAAGAAGAGACGUUUGUGGCCACUGGUGGAAGGGAGGCCCCACGGCUAUCAGAUGCAUAGGAAUCUUGAUCUGAUGUGUCAGGUGAUGAAAAGGCAACUUUUCGUUUGUGCUUGUGUUUUAGGAUAGGCUUCAGGGACUUUUCCUUGUCUUCAUCAGCUGAGGACUUAUUUCCCCCUUUGUUAUGGGAUGAUCUUCUCCUUGGUUUGCUCUGGAGUCUUGACCAAUUAUAGACUUUGUUGUUCUGAUAGUCCACUAGAUCCCUGUUAAAUUUCUUGCCUUUCCUUUCAACUAGUAUUGCAUCUGUUUUUUGGAUUUUAGAUUUAAGGUUGUCUUUAAAUUCCCUAUAUUUAGGGUCGGAUUUUCUCAAUUUCAAGUCCAUUUUAAGACUAUCAAUUCUAGUUUUUACUUUCUCUCGCUUGCAUGUUUUACUUUUUAUGAUGAUAUUCAUUAAGGUCAUAGAACAAUCUGUUAGCGCUUCAUUCCACUCUGAUUGAAGGCUCUGAUCUUCUAAGUCAAAAGAAGGGUACUUUUUUAUUCUUAGACCUCUUGGUAUUCUUUUUGCCUUGAUAUAGUGGUCAAAUGAAGCCACAUCCCACAUCAAUCUUAAGUCUGUGAGUAGUGAUCUUUCUAAUUGUACGAAUUGUCCUUUAAGAUCACUGUUUGCCCCACUCUGAUGCUCAGAGGUAUUGAAUAUUUUGUCAAAGUAACUCUGACGAUAUUGUAUAUCAAAAAAAGAUUUAUGCAAGCCUGCUUCUUCUUUAUCCAUAUUAAUUUCUCUUUUUCCUUCCCCUAUAAUGUAUUGUGAGUUAAAAUUGAUUGCACUGCUAAAGCCAAGUACCUGAACACACUGCAAAAACCCCUUUUAUUUUAUAUGGCUGCACACCUGUUACACCCUGUAUUAAUGGUAACUGAUUUGUAUCCCUUCUGCUGUUACACAUAAACUGUAAGUGGAUCUUCUGGGGUUAGUUUUAGGUUUUUUUAAGGGUUUAUUGGGUGGUUUUUAAUUUUAGGUUAGGGACUUUGGGCCAAAAAAGAGCUAAAGCCCUUUUAAGGGCAAUGUCCAUACAAAUGCCCUUUUCAGGGCAAUGGAGAGAUUAGGUUUUUUAGAUAGGUUUUUUUUGGGGAGGUUGGUUGUGUGGGUGGUGGUUUUUACUGUUGGGGGGGGGGGGUGUUUGUAUUUUAUUUUACAGGUAAAAGAGCAGAUUUCUUUGGGGCAAUGCCCCGCAAAACACCCUUUUAAUGGCCAUUGGUAGUUUAUUGUAGGCUAGGUUUUUUUUUAUUUUGGGGGGCGUUUUUUAUUUUGAUAGGGCUAUUAGAUUAGGUGUAAUUAGUUUGAUCAUUUCUUUUUUAUUUUGUGUAACUUAGUGUUUUUUAUUUUGUAACUUAGUUGUUAUUAUUUGUAACUUAGUAAUUCAUUAUAGUAGAUUUAAAUAACUUGAGUAGGGUUAGGUUUUUAAAUAUGUAAUAUAGUUAAUUUAAUUGUUAGUUUAAUGUAAUUUUAGUAUAAUAGUUAGGGUAGGUUAAUUAGUAGUUUAAUAUAGUUUAAUGUAAUUUUAGUAUAAUAGUUAGGGUAGGUUAAUUAGUAGUUUAAUAUAGUUUAAUGUAAUUUUAGUAUAAUAGUUAGGGUAGGUUAAUUAGUAGUUUAAUAUAGUUUAUUUUAAUUCUAAAGUUAAGUUUAAAUAUAUUAUAAGAUAGGGAUGAGGUAAUUAUAAUGUAAUAGCUUAAUUUAGUUAAUGGCGAUGUGGGGGGAUGGCGGUUUAGGGGUUAAUAGGUUUAGUAAGUGGUAGUGAUGUGGGAGGCCAGUGGUUUAGGGUUUAAUACUUUUAUUUAGUUGCUGAGGGGUCCGGGAGCGGCGGAAUAGGGGUUAAUACUUUUAUUUAGUUGCAGAGGGGUCCGGGAGCGGUGGAAUAGUGGUUAAUACUUUUAUUUAGUUGCGGAGGGGUCUGGGAGUGGCGGAAUAAGGGUUAAUAACAUUAUGUAGGUGGCGGCGGGAUCCGGGACUAGCGGGAUAAGGGUUAAUAACAUUAUGUAGGUGGCGGCGGUGUCGGGACGGCAGAUUAGUAGUGUUUAGACUAGCGGUACAUGUUAGGGUGUUAGAUGUAAACGUAACUUUUAUUCUACCAUAGAAAUCAAUGGGGUAUCUGACAGCAUCGAACAUAAGCUUUUGCUGCUUUCAGACUCCCAUUGAUUCCUAUGGCAUCCGCGUCCUCCAGGGUGGCGGAUUGAAAAGCAGGUACGCUGGGCUGGAAUAGUGGCGAGUGUACCUGUUAGAAAGUUGAUAACUAGCAAAAGUUGUCAGAUAGAUAGAUACUGUAAUGACGUAAGCAUCGAUCUGUGUCGGAUUGGGACCGGCGGAUUGUAUGUUACGUCACAAAUUUCAACUUUUGCCGUUCUGUAGGCUUUGAUAAAUGGGGCGAAUCAGGCUCGCCACAAUUACGCUGCAGAAUUCCAGCGUAUUUGAGGUUGACAGCUUGAUAAAUAUCCUUUAUUGAGUUAUCACUUAGAAAACAAAGAUUUAUUAAAGAUAUAAGAUAAUUUGUUGCACAAUUAAAGGGAUAUGGUAUAUGACAAGGGAAGGGAACAAAGAUGGAUGCAUGUGUAUGUGUGUUUAUGUGUUUGUGGGUUUAUUAUGAGUUUGUGUGUUUAUAUGUUUGUGCAUUUAUAAUUAGGUGCAUUUACUGUAUGUGUUUGUUUAUGAGUUUGUGUGUUUGUUUGUGCGUUUAUGAACUAAUCUAAUGAUUUUCAACAAAAACCUCCAUUAAAGUCUUUUAGUAGAUAAAUAAUUGGAUAAGAUUUUCUAAAGGAAUGUAAUUGACCCCAUAGUUACAAAUAUACAUUACGGUAAUAAUAAAAUACUGUAAAGAAUUAAAACAUUUUUAUAUUUACUAAAAAGCCCUUUCAGUUAUAAAUAACCGUCAGCACAUGAGGCAAAGGGGUAGAUUUAACAACAGUCGAGCGAACAUGAUUCGCUGUAGUGAAUCAUGUCCGCUCGUCCUCGCUAAAUGCCAACAGUGUAUUGCACAAGCAUUUCUGGUGAAAUGCUUGUGCAAUGCUACCCCAUGCUCACUGGCGGCCAAUCGGCUGCUAGCAGGGGCCGUCAUUCAUCCCAAUAGUAUUGAAUCCGGAUGAUUUCAGUCCGCUACCUAAAAGGUGGCAGACAAGUUAAGGUGCAACGGACCUGAAACAAUAGGGCUCCAAAGCAGCAUUCGCUGCUUAAUAAACAGAGCCCCUAGUAGCCCAUUUAAAUCUGGCCUUAAAAGGGCAGUAAAUACUUUGAGAUUUUAAUAUAAAUUGUAAUAUCGACCAUAAAGAUUCUUUGCUAUAAACGUAUUAUAUGUUUUGCCCCCUUUUACUGUAAUUUAAGUGUGACAUGUUUCCAACAAGAGAACCGGAAGGGCACAUGGCAGCUUUAUAAAUCUAACCCUGCCACAAGCCAGUCCCUUAUUGGUUCCAGCAGAGAUAAUCAGAUAAACAACAAUGCUGAUUUUGAUAACAUAAUAGCCCUAGCAAGCCUUUGGGUAGAUUUACAACAUAAGUUAAGAAACAAAGGUCAUAAGACCGCUGCUCCUUAACUUGUUCACCACCUCUGAGGUAGCGGACUGCAAUAAUCCUGAUCAGAUACGAUUGGGAUGAUUGACAGGGGGCGGCAUUGCACAAGCAUUUAACAAGAAAUGCUUGUGCAAUGAUAAAUGCCGACAGCGUAUGCUGUCUGCAUUUAGCAAUUUGAUAAAUCUACCCCUUGGAGUCUACUCCAGUAGCAAGUCCUGAUUGGUUCCUCUAAAUCAACAUUCCCAGUGAAAAGUGGGAGAAAGAGAGCCAAGGCCAUUUGAAAAUGUGUUUCUGCAGUAGCUUUGAAUACAAUAAACUCUUACCUGCUGCUUGCUGAUAACAUUAACACGCUUAUUAGGUGACUAUGUUUAUGUUCAUUUUAUUAUGUUUUCUUUUAAGUUUGUAUUUUAUUAGUGUGUUAUUUUCAUUGACUUAAUGUAGCCUUUAUUCUGCACCCACUCACAACAGCAGUCAAAGUUCCCUAUCUCAAAUCAAGUCGUUAAAAGUGAAAAAUGAUAAGGAUAAAGGAGACUUCUGAUACUUGUUUUUAAUUUCAUAAGUUGACAUUUAUGAUUGUCACCUUUCAACAAUGCACUUGUAUAAUCUUAGUAUUGGACCAAGUCGCUUAACAGUGAUAGAGGCUAGACACAAAUAUAACGUGAACAGUAUCUGCAGCAAUGGGUGCAGCAUACAGGGAAAUACACAUCAGCUGUAAAUCAAAGUAUAAUGGUACAGGUGAAGCAGAAUUCAUAUAUAUAAACUCAGUCUAGUAUCUGGCAAACAAGGGCGCUGGAACAAGAGGCAGUAGAAAACUUUAUUAGAUUCCUAACAAUACUGUCUAGCAAGAAAAGCAAAGUAAUACACACAGGAGGAGAUUAUCUGAUGGCUCUUUUCUUCAAUAAACACAUGCAGUCUCUUGCCUGAUCUUAAUACUUCCAUUUGAGGAACAUUACUGUUGUUUCUCAUACAAGAUACAGCAGAAAUCGUGGUCCACUCAUUUAAAUCCUGAACUGAUUACUACAACUCUCUUCUAUCUGAUCUACCUCUCUACUUACAAGCCCACUGCAAUCACUUUUAAAUUCAUUUGCCAAAUCUAUGUAACCGAAUCAGCUACAUAUUUGUGGACAUUCCUGCUAAAGAAGAAGAUUGUGAAUUCAUGGACUAUGACAAUCUUUCACUUGUCUCCUUUUUAUUUUUCUUUGUACGUUAAAAGUACUUGUUAACAUUUCAACUCUUGUACAAUUGUAAAAAUUCUAUAAAAUAUUUCAUUGAAAAAAAAAAAAAAGAUUAGUUCUGUGUAGUAAAAUAAUGUUCAAUAUA
Molecule: messenger RNA, 18159 nt
Organism: Bombina bombina (fire-bellied toad)
Lineage: Eukaryota; Metazoa; Chordata; Amphibia; Anura; Bombinatoridae
Product: interferon-induced very large GTPase 1
Exons: 2
Coding region: 108-7433 (2441 amino acids)
Molecular function (GO): GTP binding
Source: RefSeq, a predicted model, not a curated record